ACUGGUUGGUGACCGUUCAUGGGCAGUGGCAGUGUCAUCCAGCAAAUAAAGGAACCAAAAGUGAUCAGCAGAGAGUCAAGGGGAAGGACACAGGAAGUUUCUUUGGGCUGUUUUGCAACUUCAUGCUGUGUCUUUGCAAAACAAAGGAGGGCACCGGGGCUUCUUUUUUUCACACUUAACACACAGAACAUAGCAGAAGCGAGCAAAAGCAGAGACGUGCGCUGACGAGAUGGGGGACGACGAACUCAAAGGCAAGGUUCCUCUGGUUGAGGAGGUUGCCGUGAAAGUGCUUCAUGACUCCGAAUCAUCAGUCGGACCCGAUGACAAAGCUGAUUACCCCCCCGCCGGGACAAACUCCAUCUACUCAGCUAUUCUAAGCAGAAACGAGGCCGUCAAAGAUGCCAAGCGGCUCAAGACUUUCCUAGAGCUGAGGGACAAAUAUGUGAAGAAGAAGGUUGUGUUUGAGGACCCUCUGUUCCCGGCUAAUGACUCCUCACUGUUCUACAGCCAGAAGCGUCCCAUGAAGUUUGAGUGGAAGCGUCCCUCGGAAAUUUGUGAAAACCCCCAGUUCAUUGUGGAUGGAGCCAACAGGACAGACAUCUGUCAAGGAGAACUGGGUGACUGCUGGCUGCUGGCCGCUAUCGCCUGCCUGACACUGAACGAGAAGCUGCUGUACAGAGUGAUUCCCCCGGACCAGAGCUUCACCGAAAACUACGCCGGCAUCUUCCACUUCCAGUUCUGGCGCUAUGGAGAAUGGAUCGACGUGGUCGUGGACGACCGCAUCCCCACCUGCAACAACCAGCUGGUUUUCACCAAAUCCUUCAGAAAGAACGAGUUCUGGAGCGCCCUUCUGGAGAAGGCCUACGCCAAGUUGCACGGGUCUUAUGAGGCUCUGAAAGGGGGCAACACUCUGGAGGCCAUGGAGGACUUCACAGGCGGACUCACCGAGUUCUUUGAGUUGUCCGAGGCGCCCAAAGAGCUCUUCAACAUCAUGAGGAAGGCUCUGGAGAGGGGCUCGCUGAUGGGCUGCUCCAUAGACGUCCUUUCAGCCAGUGAAAUGGAGUCUCGCACGGAGCAGGGUCUCGUCAGAGGUCACGCCUACUCCAUCAUAGCCCUGGAGGAGUGUGACGAGGUCAAUAAAGACACCAGAAUUCGCCUGAUCCGUUUGCGCAAUCCCUGGGGUUGGGUGCUCUGGAAGGGGCCGUGGAGCCCAAAUUCAAAAGAGUGGUCGACCAUUUCCACCGCAGACAGGGAGAACCUAAAGAAACAGACCGUGGAGACCAGUGAGUUCUGGAUGUCCUUUGAUGAUUUCAAGAAGUAUUUCACCAAGCUGGAGAUGUGCAACCUGACCCCCGACACCUUGCAGGGCGAUGAGAGACAGAGCUGGUCGGUGUCGGUCAACGAGGGCCGCUGGGUGAGGGGCAGCUCUGCUGGCGGCUGCAGGAACUUCCCAGACACGUUCUGGACGAACCCUCAGUAUCGGCUGCAGCUGUACGAGCAGGACGACGACCCGGUGGACGAGAGGAUGGCCUGCACGGUUGUGGUGGCUCUGAUGCAGAAAGGACGCAGGAUGCAGCGCCACCAAGGGGCCAGAUUCCUCACCAUUGGAUUUUCCAUUUACGAGGUGCCGAAAGAGAUGCGUGGACAGAAUAAACAUCUGCAGAAGGACUUCUUCCUCUACACAGCCUCCAAGGCCAAAUGUAAGACCUACAUCAACCUGCGGGAAGUGACGGAGCGUUUCCGUCUGCCGCCUGGAGAGUACGUCAUCAUCCCCACCACCUUCGAACACCAUCAAGAUGGAGAGUUCAUCCUCAGGGUCUUCUCCGAGAAGCAGAGCACGUCAGAGGAAGCAGAGAGCACCAUCGAAUCUGACCAAACACAGCAAGACAAGAAAAAGAAGGAAAAGCCUAUUGUAUUUGUGUCAGACAGAGCGCGCGCCAACAAAGAAAUCGAGCAUGACGGCAUUCGGGGGGAGAAGAAGAGCAAACCGAAGAAAAAAUUGCUAGAAGCCGAAGAAGAGACUGAGGAGGAAAAACAGUUCCGGGCCAUUUACCAGCAGAUUGCUGGAGAGGACAUGCAGAUCUGUGCCAACGAGCUCAAGACGGUCAUGAAGAACGUUCUGGCCAAACACAGUGAAAUAAAGACAGAAGGAUUCAGCCUUGAGACGUGUAGGAGUAUGAUCGCCUUGAUGGACACCGAUGGGACAGGGAAAUUAAAUCUACAGGAGUUCAAACACUUGUGGAAGAAGAUCAAGCAGUGGCAGGUCAUCUUCAAACGUUACGACAAAAACAAAUCCUGCUCCAUCAGCAGUUUUGAGAUGAGGAACGCUGUUCACGACGCAGGGUUUCACCUCAACAAGCAGCUGUAUGACAUCAUUGCCAUGCGCUACGCAGACGAACACCUCAACAUCGACUUUGACAGUUACAUCUGCUGCUUUGUGCGGCUGGAGGGGAUGUUCAGGGCGUUCAAUGCCUUCGACAAAGACGGAGAUGGGAUAAUUAAGCUAAACGUCCUGGAGUGGCUUCAGCUGACCAUGUACUCGUAGCUCAUCUCCACGUGUCCCCGGCUUUACCGUCUCUUAAUUUAACUGAAUGUAUUUUUGCACAGGUGUUGUGAUCACGGCAGGAGAAUGGUGUUAUAAUCAGGCAUUUCGUUGUUAAAUAACUGGACUUCUGAUGGUUAAAAUUUCAGGUCAAAUUUACUUUGACGCAUGUUUAAUAAUAAAGCCGAUUAUUUAAAGAUCAUGCCAAAAUUAGCUAAAUGCCAAACUCAUAAAUGAGUAUGCUACUUUAGUUGCUAAAGUUCCGAUGUUAUGAAAUACAUGUGCUGAUAAAGAAAAUGUCUGACUGAGCUUUUUCAUGUGUUUGUAAAAUAAAGUUGGAGUGAACGUUGUA
Messenger RNA from Mugil cephalus (flathead mullet), 2894 nucleotides. It is a transcript of the gene capn3b, whose product is annotated as calpain 3b. Bases 230 to 2545 code for a protein of 771 amino acids. The transcript has 23 exons. Gene Ontology annotation, cellular component: cytoplasm. NCBI's taxonomy places the organism in Eukaryota, Metazoa, Chordata, Actinopteri, Mugiliformes, Mugilidae. The record is from RefSeq and is a predicted model, not a curated record. Gene Ontology annotation, biological process: negative regulation of apoptotic process; proteolysis. Gene Ontology annotation, molecular function: calcium ion binding; calcium-dependent cysteine-type endopeptidase activity.